AUGCCUCCACCAUCUGCAAACCAGCAGAAAGUCCUCAUCGCCCAGUUCGUAUCUCUGACUGGCCAAACAGAGCGACAAGCCACCCGAUACCUCAAGAAUGCUGGUUUUAAGCUUAACGAAGCAGUCGAUGCUAUCUGUAUCGAGCAUCCUCCGGCCGUUGUUUACAAGUGUAUCCCGUCACGGUGGCCUGGCCCACUAUUGCCCGGAUACACUGCAGAGUAUGACCGACAAAGACGCCGAACAUUGCGACAAGGUUACUGGGGCAUCUUGGAAGGCAUGUUGUGCCUAUGCCUAUAUCGAAUCUGCGACUGCUAUCAUGGGGGCCACAUGGAGCCUAGCAUCCAUGACCGGAUUUGUACAAAUUCCUUGUCUCCUGUUCUCCGCUUCAAAAUGGGAUGGAAGGGUGUGAAGAACCGUAUUGCGACCCGGGUCCCCAUCUGGUCUGCAUCAAAAAAGGCCAACACUGAUGAACCUGCAUCCUUCUACCCAGAGCCACCUGCGAAACCACCCAAGAAUUCAACUUCUCGUUCCUUCUUUAUAUCUCGUCCGUUAUGCAUCAGCAUUGCUAACGUAAUUCGAAUAGAUACUUUGCCUCCAACGGGGAUAGCAAAGGACCAUCACCAUUGGAGACGAAGCUCGAUGCGUUGUUUGGCCAAUUGCAAGGUACAAGAUACCAAUGAUGAAAAGGACAAAUUGGAACUCGAAUCUACAAUGUCCUAUCUCACCGAUAAGCUGAAAGUCAGUAUUGAAAACGCUGAGUUGCUUGUUGCCCUUGAACUUCUUCAGGCUCCCGCGGUUGGAAUAAUCACCAGAAGAGGCUACGUUGAUGGCUGGAAAGUGAAUAGAGCUGGGGCAACACACCAGGAGCAUGCUGCCCACCUUCGGAAACUAAUCAAGUCUCUUUCUUCCGAUCAAGCACUUUUCAAGAAGGUUUACAGGCAUGCCUUCGUUGCUGGUCGAGAGACCGAUCAGAAAGCCCUUAGCCUCGAAAACGCUUUCGUGUACUGGGAGAUUCUGUUCACACCUCCAGGCAUGGAAUGGAAGACUUCGAACCACGACUGGCUUCAGCUAUGGAAGGAUUUUCUCAAAGCCAAAUGGACCCGUUCAGUCAACAAGGACAUGUGGAACAUGACUCUUGAAUUUGCUCUCAAAUCAAUGUCUGAUGAGUCGCUAUCAUUCUGGAACGAGGAUGGCGCCUGGCCCAGUGUCAUUGACGACUUCGUGGAAUGGUGUCGCGAGAAGGGCAUCGCUAAGGCCGAUGGCAUGGAUGUCGACCAAUAG
Messenger RNA from Fusarium venenatum, 1281 nucleotides. The record is from RefSeq and is a predicted model, not a curated record. NCBI's taxonomy places the organism in Eukaryota, Fungi, Ascomycota, Sordariomycetes, Hypocreales, Nectriaceae.